Carassius auratus (goldfish) is the source of this 2045-nucleotide messenger RNA. It is a transcript of the gene pofut4, whose product is annotated as protein O-fucosyltransferase 4. The transcript is spliced from 4 exons. Lineage: Eukaryota; Metazoa; Chordata; Actinopteri; Cypriniformes; Cyprinidae. The record is from RefSeq and is a predicted model, not a curated record. The coding region runs from base 133 to 1569 and encodes 478 amino acids. Gene Ontology annotation, cellular component: Golgi membrane. Gene Ontology annotation, molecular function: alpha-(1->3)-fucosyltransferase activity.
UUUUCCCACUGUGAUUCCUCAGAGCCCAGCAGCGUCUUGUGUUGUGUCCAUCCUGCUCUCCUGGAGAGUGGCGAGGAAGAGCAGUGAAGAUGCGACAAUACAGCAUGCGUCUGACCUAAACUGAAGUUGACUAUGAGGCUUUGGCUGUGGUUUAUUGCGGUGGCCCCAGUAUGCUGCUGGGGCCAGGGGCCAGUGGACACAGGGGACAACGAGGUUUUCCAGCCCCAGAGUGCCCUCAGUGACAUGGAGUUUGCCAGUGUGAGCUCGUACCGGGGCCCUGGAAACACAGAUUUUCGCCCGAAUAAUAAGCUGCCCAUCCUUCUGUGGUGGAGCUCCAAUCUGUUCCCACACUUCCCAGGAGACACCGAGCGUGUGGACUGUGCCCACUCGUCCUGUCUGGUCACAAGCAACCGUAAAGUCCAGCUGUAUCGCCGCACGGCAUCCAUCAUUUUCUACGGCACAGACUUCCGGGCGUACGAGGCUCCUCUGCCACGCUUGGCCCAUCAGACCUGGGCGCUUUUCCACGAAGAGUCGCCCAUGAACAACUACCUGCUCUCCCACAGUGUUGGGAUCAGGCUGUUUAACUACACAGCCACGUUCAGGAGGGAGUCGGACUAUCCGCUGACGCUGCAGUGGCUGCCCUCUCUGGACUAUCUUCUGGAGGCAGCGGCAGUCCCUCUGCAGGAGAAGAACCGCUGGAGACGGGCCGGUCUGGCCCCUGUGCUCUACAUGCAGUCCCACUGUGAUGUGCCUUCAGACCGCGAUCGCUACGUUCAAGAGCUGAUGAAAUAUAUAGAGAUUGACUCGUAUGGUAAGUGCCUUAAUAACAAACCCCUGCCUGACUAUCUGGAGGACACCAGCACAGCCACUGGUGAAGACAGGCGCUUCAUGAGUUUUGUCGGCCGUUAUAAGUUCCACCUGGCCCUGGAGAACGGCCUGUGUCCCGACUACAUGACGGAGAAGCUGUGGCGCCCCAUGCACCAGGGCUGUGUGCCCAUCUACAGGGGCUCGUCGUCGGUGGCCGACUGGCUCCCAAACAAUCAUUCUGCUAUCCUCAUUGAUGAUUUCCCCUCUCCACGGGAGCUGGCGGAGUUCAUAAAGACUCUGGAUCAAGACGACGCAGAGUACUCGCGCUAUCUGGAGUACAAAACACCCAGCAAGAUCACGAACCUGCGUCUGCUGGAGGGACUGGAGAGCAGAGAGUGGGGCGUCAACGACAUGAGUAAACCAAACUACCUGAACGGGUUUGAGUGCUUUGUGUGCGACCGAGAGAACGAGCGUCUGGCGGCAGUGAAAGCACACAGGAAGAACCCACAGCAAAACCUGCCGCCCCAACCAAAGAUGGCCAACAGCUCACACAUGGGCUGCCCACUGCCCAGUCCUGGAUAUGGGCCUGUGGAGGGUCUUGACCCAAAUGAUAGCUGGCUCCAGAUGUGGCCGCAGGACUACUGGCAGAGUCUGGAUCAAGCCGAGGGUUUGGAGUCACUCAUCAGACACAACGUCUCAGAUCCCUCGUUACUGUGGCAUCACAUACAGAGCAUCGCUGUGAGGAGAGCCAGAGGCCGCUGAGAUGAGCCACCGCAGGGGACGUCACAGAUCUAAACUUCCUCUGACAGCUCAAGACUGAAAUAGUUCUGGAAACAAUCUGGCAGUCCACCCAAGGCUGAUGAGCCAUUUUUACAUUGUGAAAGUAAUUGGAGUUUCCAAUCAAAUAGAAACAAUCCCAAUAAUCUUGUUACUUUUAAAUGUUUCCCAUCAGUACUUUGCAUUUUUUCAUAAUGAACGUUCUUGAGCUCUAUGUUAAGCAACCCCCUCUUUGGACCAUUAAGAUUUUGGAUCAUAGUGUCUUUUGCAUUCGAGUUAAGCACAUGAUACAUCCAAAAUAUGUAAUUUCUCUUGAGUGGUUCAUGAGAUUCUCUCCCAUGAGACUCCUGGGACUUGUUUAAAUGUGUGUGUACACCUCAGUAUUUCUUAUGCAAUAUUUAUAUAUUUACAUUUUUUAUUGCACAUUCUUGUAACAAAAUAAAAGGAGAAUUCGACUUGAA